Messenger RNA from Sclerotinia borealis F-4128, 2718 nucleotides. The record is from the annotation of a GenBank genome assembly. NCBI's taxonomy places the organism in Eukaryota, Fungi, Ascomycota, Leotiomycetes, Helotiales, Sclerotiniaceae.
AUGCCUUCGUUCAGCAGCUCGACGCUGCUUCUUUCUUUCGCGCUCCUUCUAGUACUAGCACAUCCAGCUUAUGCAUUCGGUGCUGGAAAUAUUGCAUCUGUUUCAAAGAUUGAGGGGAUAAACUGGCGCCAUGGAGAUAUUGAAGAUACCCUUUUGACGCUCGUUAUGUCAAGAGCUUGUGGUGGAAAGAAAUUCGAUAAAAUGACAAUACAAAGAAUCUACUUUGGUAACUGGCUUAGAGAUUACUCCCAAGCAAUCGAUGUUGGUACCGUCAAAUAUGUUUCCGCCGAAGCCAUCCGCAUUUUACUCUGGGUCCUUGGAUUUAUGACAUUUGGAUAUGGCACAAGAGAAUUCGAAGUUACUGCUGAAAGACUGGGCUGCUACCGACCAGAGGAUCACAUUGACAACCCAAAGGAUUAUGCCGAUAAUCUUGAUGCUUCACAAUUUGAUCAUAGACUUCGAGGUCCAGUCGACGAAGAAAUUGAGCUCGCUAUCGAUCCUCAAACGGGCAUGAAGAAUUACAUUGCGAACGAGCACGCUGGGAUCAUGACAUCUGCUCUGCACGUCAGAAAGCUGUUCCGCGAAUCUAUUCGACUUGGUAGAUCUUAUGCACGAAGCCAUAACAAGGACGAAUUAUACGAGGCACUCCGCUUGUUGGGUACUGGACUUCACUGUCUGGAGGAUUAUUCUGCUCACAGCAAUUAUACUGAGCUUGCUCUCAUUGAGAUGGGCGAACGUGAUGUCUUUCCACACGUUGGAAGACGAACUCGGAUCAACCUCCAAGGUGCUCAACACUCCGUUUACCCAAUCAUCACUGGUACUUUCGGUGGUGUCGAUUUCCUCCACUCCGUAAUGGGCGAAUUUGACGACAAAGCAACUCAGAGCGAAAUCCAGGGUCUUGAAGGAACCAUGCAAGAAGGUAGUCAGGGUAACAAUAGUGUUCUGAAAGACCUCCUAAGCUCAGUUCCUUCCGGACUCUUUGGCGAUAAAGAUCAAGCUGGUAAAGCAGAUGAGCUCCAAGCCAAUGCUUCUGCUGCUCAAGAGUCUCAAGAGCACGUAUCCCCAAGAGAUCCGGAAGCUUUUACCGAAAAAAUGCAAAACGUUGCCAAGGAGAUUUAUCCAAUCAUCCAGUGGCAUGAUGAGACUAUGCAACAGAUUCGAGAAGCUAUCGAAAAGAUCCCUAUCCUCCCAGAUCUCAUUGAAAAUAUUGAAGAACAAAUCAACAUCUUUGUCUUCUCCCUCCUUGCUCCAUUCGUUCUUCCAAUCAUCGGCCAGAUCAAGACUGAAUUGAACACGGGUUCUUCGGAGGUUAUCCAAAGCAGUAAGGACAAGCAGUUGAUCGUUUUCAACGAUGAUCACUCUUCUGAUCCUACGCAUUCUAUGUUAUCGAAAGAUCAUUUCUCCAACGUCCUCAAUGAAGUCGCUGGCAGGAUCGCCUCUCAAGUUCUCAAAUGGGCCGUUCCACAACUCAUUUCUUGCUGGGAUGAUGAAAGCAUUGACCCUGAACGUACAAUUGAUCGUAUCAUCCAUGGUGUUUUCCAUCAUCCUGCUUUACGCAACUACGGCGAUGAUGGAGCUUCCGACGGUCGUCAACUCAUGUUCAGAGUUGUAGAAGAAUGGUGGCGCAACAAGGACGGCGACGAGCAAGAUGAAUUGCGAAGAAAGUUAAGUAGAGAGGGAGUUGAGGAAGGAGAAAAUCAUCUCGAAGGUGUUCAUGAUACUGGCCACGGAUGCGGUGCACCACUCAAAAUGUCCAAGUCGGGCCCGGACAUGUCUUCCAAUCCAUUAGCCAAUGAAAUGAUGGGGGGUCUUGCUUCUGCGAUGGGUGGUAAUGGUGGAUCUUCAGGAUUGGGUGGACAGUCAUCUGCAGGAAUUAGCAAAUUUGCUGAAGAAGCAGUUGGUGGAGGUGCCCUGGGUGGUAUUUUUGGUGCUCUCGCUGGAGGUGUUGGUGGAAGUCUUCUAUCAGGCUUCCUGGGUGGAGGCAAAGAAGAAGCACGUUCUACUGAAGGCUACAACUCUCAGGGCAAUUACGAGCAGAGCUAUACUGAGAUAGGCCACUCGGGUGAUCGCUACGCUCAAGCUGAGUACACGCAAGAACAACUCCCCAAUGGAGGCAGACGAACAGAUUAUCAACAAUACGGUCAGCAAGGAGGACAAGGUGCGGGCUUUGAACAAAUUUCCGAGCAGAGACGUUCAUACGGUGGAGGGUAUGAAGAAACUAACGAGCGCAUCUACGAACGUCCUGAUGGCAGAGUCGAGACGGAGACAUGGCGUGAGGGUGAGACUGCUGAUGGACGUCACUACCAUGAAGCAGAACAUCACAGAGAAGAGAGAUCAGGUAGUGAUGGUGAUAGCGACAAUAGUGAGCGCAGAAGACAUGGGAAACAUCACAGGAAACACCACAAUCGUCGGGGAAGUGGUAGCAACGAGGGUAGCGAUAGACCUCAAGAAUAUGUUCCAGAGAGAGAAGAGAGAAGAGAAAGAUUUGAGGAGCCUCCUCGUCAGGAAUAUGGUGGGUAUGGUCAACAGAGAGAACAAGGUGGUUUUGGAGGGCUGGCGGAGAGAUUCGGUGGCAUGGGAUUCGGUGGUGGAGGUGGGGACCAUGGAAAUGAAGGUGGCUGGGGUGAGAGGGAGAGAGAGGGAGAGGGAGAGAGAGAAGAGGAGUAUCAGGAAGAGAGGAGAGAGGAGAGGAGAGAGGGACAUGGAUGGGGUUUCUAG